Messenger RNA from Neolamprologus brichardi, 1645 nucleotides. The record is from RefSeq and is a predicted model, not a curated record. NCBI's taxonomy places the organism in Eukaryota, Metazoa, Chordata, Actinopteri, Cichliformes, Cichlidae.
CAUCGAGCAGCAGACACAACCAUCGGUGUCAUGGAGCACAAGCUGGAUCUUUCCCGUCUAACGGACGAAGAGGCCAAACAUGUUUGGGAGGUGAUUCAACGAGAUUUCAACCUCCGCAAGAAAGAAGAAGAGAGACUCAGUGAGCUGAAGAAUAAGAUUGAGAAGGAGGACUCAAAACGAGACCUGCUGGGCUCUCAGAGCAACUUGUCCGACUCGCUUUGUAUUCGCUGCCUGCAGCCCUUCAAGUUCCUGGUCAACAGCAAACGCCAGUGUCUGGACUGUCGCAUUUACACCUGCAAGUCCUGCAGCCGCUACAACAAGAAGGAGCACGGCUGGGUGUGCGACAACUGCCGCAUGAACAGGGUGCUCAAGAUCGGGACUCUGGGCUGGUACCAUGACAACGUGAGAAACCGUUUCAAACGCUUUGGGAGUGCCAAAGUGAUGAGGUCAUUGUACAAGAGGCUGAACGGAGAAGGUGGGCGUGAUGAUGACACGCAGAGUAUGCCGGAUGUCCACAACGCAUAUAAUGGCAAUGAGGAUGAUCAAGGAGAAUUCGAGGGUCAGCGCUACAAAGUGAUGAGGAAGAACAAACGUCUGCUGUCUGUUCAUCCUAUGGACUUUGACAAUGAGGAUUAUCUGCCUCACUCACGCCGCCCGUCUGUGCAGCAGCAGGAUGAUCGGUACCAUAGGAAUGACGUGGACCACGGCCACAACAGCCACAGAGGAAACCGCAGGAAGAGCCUGGACCGAUAUGCCACGAGACCUGAUGACAGCGGAGAGAAUCGGAUGGUCCGGACUCGCUCUCUGUCCAAGAUCACCUCGUCGGUGGCUCGGCAGCAGUACGUUGACACAUCAGACGAGGAGGAGUACCAGAGGUACCCGCAGAUGUACCAACAACCACCCCACCGCCAAAGGGGCAGUAGAACCUCCUCCCAGGAGAACCUGGGACAAGCCCCGCCGAUAAAUGAACUGGGCAAACGAAUGUUGGCCAUCGAGAGUCUGCUGAGCCGCCUGGAGGAAAAGAUCACACCUGGUGUAAACGAGCAGGCGUCAAAUCCAGCAGCUCAGAAUGAGGAGGAGAAACUGAGAAGGAAGCUUAGUGAGCUGGCGGGGAACCUGAGCGAUAAGGGCCCGUCAUCGGACGACGAAGCUGGGAAGAAGUCCUUUUCUGUGGGUAAAGGUUUGGCCGGACUGAAGGGUGGCCCAGCAAUCGCUCUGAACUCCCGGAAGGACAAACACCUGAGCUCAUCCAGUGAUGAGAUGCCCACUGAGGCUCAAAAGGUGUACAUCACGGCCGGUCAGUCCUACGAGCUGGAGUCGAAGCUGCGGCGGCUCGAGCAGAGUGCCAAGAAUCAGUUUGGAGGGACGACGGACUCGGAACUGUCGGAGCUUGAGGACGUGGUGGCACUGACCGCCGCCAGAGUCCAGAGUGCUGAGAGCGAGGUCUCUGAUAUUGAGAGUAAAAUCGCUGCUCUGAGCGCCGCCGGAUCCAAGAAGAAGGUUUCAGGAACUCAGAGAAAAAAGUCGACUCAGGAUUUUCAGAAAGCUAACGGCACUCAGUGGAAAUCCAGCAACAUGUUCUGAAGCAGAAACAGACCUUCAGCAGCUGCUGCUUGCUCGUCUUCGUCAUGAAGCCUUCAUCAUA